Poecilia reticulata (guppy) is the source of this 2120-nucleotide messenger RNA. It is a transcript of the gene lxn, whose product is annotated as latexin. The record is from RefSeq and is a predicted model, not a curated record. Gene Ontology annotation, molecular function: metalloendopeptidase inhibitor activity. NCBI's taxonomy places the organism in Eukaryota, Metazoa, Chordata, Actinopteri, Cyprinodontiformes, Poeciliidae.
CAUAGACCUACAAGGAGUAAAAUCAGAGAAACUGAUCAUUUUAAGCGGCCUCUUAAUUUUUUCCAGAGCUGCGUAUAAAGUCUCAAUUUCCAUUUAUAUUGCUGAAAAAGGUGUCCCGAUGGAAACUUGGUUGGGUCCUGCCUGCCUUGUCCAGAUGAGGGUGGGUUUGUUGAAGCAGGUGUAUGACGGAGUCUUCACCUCCAUCUCCACGGCGAUAAGGAACCUGCAGCAGGUCCUGAUGUGAGCUUGUUUGCUCACUCCGGUGGGCCAACAAAGGUUAGGGAACAUUAGUGGCUCUAAAUGAGUUUUAUUUAGCUGGUCCGAGGGGGAAAACGGCUUUUUGGGUCGUAAAGGUUGCACACCUCUGGGUUACACAAUCAUGCAUGCUCACAUGGCUUUAACUAGUAGAUUAUAGGCUGCAGCCUCCAGGCAGAGGUUCAUAUUUGGUCUGUUUUCAGUAACUGAUGAAGAAAGGGCGACGGUCAAAUAUUGGAUUGUAGCAGAACAAAACCCUCAAGUUUGACCGGUUAAAAAAAAAGAAAAAAAAAGUGACCUUCAGACUCUCCGUCUGUCUUUCCCUCCCUAGUACCAUUUUUAACUUCAAUCUUAAAAGAUGGUAUACCUUCCUAAAAGAAGCUUACUUGGUUCAAGUUUUGUUGUUCCUUAAGUCAAACACCGAGAAGAAGGCGCGGCUGCAACCCAAUCAACUCUCAGAUGAAUCCCGCCAGACAGCUGCUUUCCUCCGCAGACGCUUUGGAGGCUCAAGAGCCGAGAGCGUCAACAGAGACAAAAUGAGAAACGCGAGCAGCUAAAGUGGAGCGGCUUUGUUUACCUUAUGGGAACAAGAAAGCAGACUGUGCUCGGAAGCAGGCAGGAUGUGGAAAAUCUCGUCUCUUGCUUCCCCUCCUCUUCUUUCUUCUGGUUGCACAACUCGGCGCCGACAGGAGCGUCAUUCCUGCUGCUGCACUCCUCUGUACUACUAGUCGCUUUGACCUUGCUCACACACACACACACACACACGUCUGAGCUUCACAGCCGACAGGAAUGGGACUGAGGAGAGCGAUUGUUCUGGUUGCGUUGAUGGAGGUGACAUGGAGCCUCAACGUGACGAUAAUCGGACCUGAAACGGUUUCCACGGACGCCGCGGCUCAUCCGGAGCCGGCCGAGGAGAACACAGAGCAGAAAGAAGCAGCGGAGGAGGAUGUGAUGGCGACAGGUGAGCUGAACCCCAACCACUACCCCGCCCAGCGGGCCGCCAAGGUGGUCCAGCACUACCUCAACACGCGCCACGGCUCCCCUUACAAGCUGUUUGGACUGAAGGAGGUCCACAGCGGCAACGCGGAGGAAGUGGCAGACUCUGGCAGAAAGUACCAGCUGGAGAUAUCGGUACACGAGAUCAUCAGCAACACUAAAGAGAGAUGCUCCGCCGAGGUUUUCUUUCCGAGCGGAGCAAAGCAGCUCUCACCUCAAGUCCAGGUCUCCUCGUGCGAGGAGAUGUUGAAGCGUGAUGCUAAAUCUGAAGAAGAGGCCUUGUACCAGCAGUACAAGACCAACAAAACCGUCCGCACUGAAAAGCGCCUACCGGACAGCUAUGGUCACAUCGACCCAGAGAUGACUCCUUUCUGGCACCUGAGCAUCGUGGCCUCCAGCUUCAUUAUGCUGAAGGAGUCAACAGAAAACACUCUGUACAACAUGGCUCAGGUGGCCAACAUCACUCAGCUGGCAACAGAGAAUGACCAGCUGAAGUUUGACUGUCACAUUCUGCUGCAUGACAUGGUGUCUCAGGAAAUUCCUCAGUGGAAGCUGCUGUUCACCUGGUCUCCAGCAGAGGGCGUGAAGGUGCUGCACACGGAGCAGCUGCCCCACGUUCACGAAAGUGAAAAACAAGCAAAACCAAACUGAUCUGCUGCUGUUUUCUAAGCUGAGAUUGCAACACUUUGUAGUCAGUUAUUUCUCUGUAGACGUGCUGCAAUAUCUGAAGCAAGAUUAGCCGUUUUUCUUUCUUUUUUUUCCCCCCGGCAUCUACAGCCGUUUAAGAAAAAGAAGCUGGAGUUUAUACUCAAUAAAGUGUUUAAAGGUUUGGCUCGUGCUUUGAACUGCUUGCGUGGAUUAGGAGGCUG